Eucalyptus grandis is the source of this 635-nucleotide messenger RNA. RefSeq lists its product as uncharacterized. The record is from RefSeq and is a predicted model, not a curated record. The transcript has 3 exons. The coding region runs from base 158 to 532 and encodes 124 amino acids. Lineage: Eukaryota; Viridiplantae; Streptophyta; Magnoliopsida; Myrtales; Myrtaceae.
UCGAUGUCUUCGAAGAGGCUGAGGCUAAUAAAGCUGCGGGAAAGUAUGACAAUGCCUCUAUUGAUUCUCAGAUAGAAUUUUAUAAAAGAGAGGGCUUGACUCCAUAUUCUGUAGCCAAGCUCCCUAUAACUAGUGAUGUUCCUGAGGGUGUGUGAUCAUGAGGGAACAUAUUCCUAUUACGAAUCUGUUCACCUGUCUAUGGUUCAAUGAAGUGGAUCGAUUUACUGCCAGGGAUCAAUUAAGUUUUUCCACAGUGAGGGACAAGUUAAUGGCAAAAGCUGAUUGGUCCAUCAAUAUGUUUCUGGAUUGUGAAAGGCGGAACUUUGUGAUUCAGGCAUACCACAGAGAUCUGCUGGAGCAGAUGCCGCCUCCAGCAAGUCCCGCAAUACGAGCUCGACUGUCUUCAACCAUCAUCAGUACAUCUGGAAGAAGAGCUCCUGUGAAAAAGGGUAUUAGCAGCAAGCGCUCGAAGAGUGAUAGGAGGCGGCACCGGAAAGUCACUGCAGGCACUAGGGACAGAAGUUCCUUUUGAACUUCGUGUACAUUCUGAUUCAUUCGUUCAUUUAUAUAUUUUGGGAGAGGAGGAUUUCUUCAAAGAGGCAUAGGCUGAUUCCGGAGCUAGGAAAAGCUCAAAA